AACAACAUGAACGAGGAGCAGAAUAGUCCAGAAGAAUCGUAUGAGAGUGCUAAUGAUGAAUUUUCGCAAGUCGAAGCGGAAGCAGAAAAUCCUUUGAUGGCGUGUAGCAGAAAAGAAAGAAAAUUAAAAAAUUCAAUUGCCAAAGAAUUGACAAAAAUUAAAAAUGACUUUCCGAUUUGGAAUACAAAAGAAAUCACACCCACAUCCAAAAAGCUCACGGAUCCUAUUUGGCACCAAACUUUCACAGCCGCUGGGACAUCUGAGCAGACAGAUGUGAAAAACGAUUGGAAUUCAAAAUUGGAAUCAAAUUGUCGUCGCAGUAGCAGUAAUACAUACGUGCAGGAGGUGAAUCGCGCUAUUUAUGGAGACACCACUGGUCAUCCACCGAAUGGAAGUGCUGAGUAUUUUCAAGCUGCACAAAACUAUGCCAUCUAUGGCAAAGAUUUUCUCGAUUUUCCUGAAAAUCUAACGCCACUACUUAACGACAAAGGUACAAAUACGCCACCGGAAGCAGUGCCAUUUGUUGCUGGCUACGGUAAUGGCUUAUAUCCAACACCACAAGUGCCGGAGUCAACAACUGGCAUAGGUUUUGCAAAUUUUAGUAAGCAAUCUACGGCCGCUAAUUCAGCCGCUGCAGCUGCUUAUUAUCAAAUGUGUAAUGGUUUGCAAGCUGCUUCCGUACGACCAGCUACUGGAAGUACUGCAUAUGGCAUGUUCCUCGGCAACAAAGUCACUUAUGUUGCGGCAGCUCCUGCUGCACCACCACUUGUCUACAAUCAACAUUCAUCCACUACAACAAACUUUAUUUCAAAUAGCUUAGCAAAUGCAGCACUUGCCUCCUCGCCUACCAUUUUAUACUCCAAUCCGAUGUUGACUACAACAACACAACAAUAUUUGAAUACAUUUUUCAAAGAGACUCAAUAUUUAAGUGGCGCCACAGCGCAAGGCCCUACUGUUGGUACAACUACAGGUAUUUAUGAGCGUUUGGUAUACGCACAGAUGUUGCAGCAGCAAAUCUAUCACCAAACACAACAGCAGGCUGCUGCUGUAGCAGCGAUGUUCCACAAAACUCGUUCAGCUCGUGCUGCCACAAAUGGAGGUGGAGCUGUCCCAAUUGCUUGUGCUCCAAAUUCGCCACCUCAAAAUGUGUCUUCACCAAAUAAGAUGUCAGGGUUGAAUUUAUGCGGACGGCAAGCAGUAAUGCCCACAAACCAAACGGAAAUGUUAGUGAAAUCCCCGCAAGUUCCGCCUCCAAUUGUUGCCAAUGGUAACGAAGAUAAUGCAGCUCCAAUGAACGAUUAGUGAGGGAUGCCUCCCAUGGAUUUCUUUAGUCUUCUUGUUGUUGUUUUAUUGUCUUCUCCUUUUUGUUGUUAUAAUUUAUCU
Molecule: messenger RNA, 1383 nt
Organism: Rhagoletis zephyria (snowberry fruit fly)
Lineage: Eukaryota; Metazoa; Arthropoda; Insecta; Diptera; Tephritidae
Source: RefSeq, a predicted model, not a curated record